GAUUUUAUCCAGCUUAUUUGUUCUUAGUUCUAUUGUUUCCGAUUUUGUUUUACCUAACCAUGACACGUUUGUUUCACCUACUCAAUUUGACUCCAAGCGGCAGUUACAGUUGUUGCAGUGCUAAGAUUAAUUACUAAAAUAACUCCUUCUAAUAUAUUAUCUACCACAAAAUAGUUACUAAGCAACUAGACAGAAAUCAGAAUGGACGGACUUAAUGGGCUUAGCAACCCUUUCAUGGAUCUUGACCAGGGAGGAAAGUGUCAGGCUUACUACAUUUGGAUUGACGGUACUGGCGAGGGACUCAGGGGUAAAACGAAGACACUGAUGAAGCCCACGAUGGAUCCCGAGACACUUCCAGUAUGGAACUUCGACGGAAGUAGCACUAUGCAGUCUCUUGGAGAGAACAGUGACAUUUACAUCAAGCCGGUCGCUUGCUUCAGGGAUCCAUUCCGACGUGGUGAUAACAUCCUCGUUAUGUGCGAGACACUCGACCACGAAGGGAACGUCCAUCCAACCAACAAGCGACGCAGCUGUUUUGAGAACAUGGAGAGGUGCAAGGAGGUCAAACCAUGGUUCGGAAUUGAACAGGAGUACACCAUGUUUGAUUUCACUGGGAGACAUCCGUAUGGGUGGCCAAGCAACGGUUACCCAGGACCCCAGGGCCAUUACCACUGCAGUGUUGGAGCUGAAAAAGUUAAGGGGAGGAAGAUCGUGGAGGCUCAUUACAGAGCUUGUAUGUACGCUGGUAUCAGGAUCGCUGGAUCCAACGCAGAGACCAUGCCUUCUCAGUGGGAGUACCAAGUAGGCCCCUGUGAAGGUAUCGAGAUGGGCGACCACCUUUGGGUCUCCAGGUGGAUUCUUCAAAGGAUUGCGGAGGAGUUCAAUGUGGUUAUCAGCUUUGAUCCUAAACCUAUUCCUGGGGAUUGGAACGGCGCGGGAUGUCAUGCGAACAUCAGCACAUUAGCGAUGAGGGAGGAAGGCGGUCUGGAGAAGAUCUAUGAGGCAAUCGAAUUGAUGGGGAAGAAGCACGAGGAGCAUAUUUACGCCUACGAUCCGUCAGGAGGAGUGGACAACAAAAGGAGGUUGACUGGACUUCAUGAGACAGCCAGCAUUGAAAAGUUCAACUUUGGCGUGGCCGACCGCACUGCAAGUAUUAGGAUUCCUCGACAGGUUGCAGCAGACGGAAAAGGAUACUUUGAGGACCGAAGACCCAGCAGCAACGCUGACCCGUACGUCGUUACCGAUAGAAUUAUCCGUACCAUCUGCCUUGACGAGUAAAUAUAGCCAUCACACAACACUCCAUAGCAUCGAUGACAUCAUCACCUGCAAUGACGUAGGUAAUGACGUUCGAUGACGUCAUCAACAAAUCAACAUGUAUAAAUAAUUAAGCAUGUGCAAAAACUCGGAUCGAGCUAAUUUUAAGGAUUUUUUUCAAUUUUAUUGUUUUACUCUGCACUCUGUUAAUUGUUUGACAUUUUAUUAUUAUUAUUUUUAUUUCGACAAAAAAUGUUUACAAAUGCCGAAUAGAAUAAAAGACUUAGGCGUUUUUAAACAUUAUUUGUCGAAAUGUGAAAAAGUUUUGUUCUUCAUGCAGUGUGUAGAUUGAAUAUGUUUACAUUUUGCUAACCUUAUUGGAGAGUUAUUAUUUAGAAGGAUUCAGAAACUUGCGCAAUUCA
Messenger RNA from Bolinopsis microptera, 1676 nucleotides. Its product is annotated as glutamine synthetase-like. Bases 202 to 1278 code for a protein of 358 amino acids. Gene Ontology annotation, molecular function: glutamine synthetase activity. NCBI's taxonomy places the organism in Eukaryota, Metazoa, Ctenophora, Tentaculata, Lobata, Bolinopsidae. The transcript has 8 exons. The record is from RefSeq and is a predicted model, not a curated record. Gene Ontology annotation, cellular component: cytoplasm.